Molecule: messenger RNA, 3923 nt
Organism: Trichoplusia ni (cabbage looper)
Lineage: Eukaryota; Metazoa; Arthropoda; Insecta; Lepidoptera; Noctuidae
Gene: Nost
Product: nostrin
Exons: 14
Coding region: 735-2837 (700 amino acids)
Cellular component (GO): cytoplasm; plasma membrane
Molecular function (GO): protein binding
Source: RefSeq, a predicted model, not a curated record
CAUUAUAUGUCAGAAAUUUGUUAACGAAUCACCUGUGACUUCAUAUUAGGUUGACAUCCGCGAUCGUGCGUGUUUCGUGCAGAUUAAGAAAACACAAUGGAACAUGUACCUUUCCACCAAACUCACUGCGUGACGUCAUUAACUUGCCACAAUAAAAUUAAUUCAGAAGGUUAACUGAAUCAAUAUUAUGAACUAAUAUUUUUUAUCUGUGCUUGCUAUCUGUCAGAUCAUAAUACGGGUGCCGUUGAAGUACAAUAUCUCGCUUUCAAAACUACAAGAACUUCUACUAUUCUUCUUAAAGAAAUAAUUGCCACAAGAAUUGGUGCUUCAUUAGACCAUAACAUGCGGUAUUCAACUAUCGAUCUUAUCUUAAUACUAUAUAGGUAUAAAUUGUGUUGAAGUUUUUAGAUCGAAUCGAAAUAGACGGUUUCUGUUACAGUGCUGAGUGAUGCGAAAUGGCAUGAAAACUUUUAUCAAGAGCAUAUACCUAGACGCGUCAGUAUCGUUUGGAAUGAACCUUCUUCCAAAAACUGUUGAAUGUUGUUCGCAAGAUAGCGUCUUCAUGAUUGACAUGUUGUUCCAAGAUUAUAGGGUGAUAAAAGUUAAGAGUAUCCCGAUCUGUCACGAUAAGACAUUAGAUAGUGGGCUAUAGUUAUGGUGUGAGGACGACUUGUGUGUUUAGUGCUUAAUUCCUUUGUAAUAAUAAUAUUUAAUGUUUGUUAUCGUGAGUGAUUAUGGCGAGUUUGCUGAAGAGGACGUUUAGUGCCAUUGGCCGGGAUAGUAAGGAGUCGAGUGCAUCCGCCAGUAAGGAGGCGAGUGUUAGUGAUGCUGCCUCAAAGGACGAAGAGACAGAGGCGACCAUGAACCGGGAGAACGUCUCCAACAAGAUCGCUGCCGGCAUGGACCGGUGGCAGAACACGCUUGAAGAGAUGAUCAACCUUAGGGGGUCGAACAACCAAGUCUUUAAGGACUACUAUUGGGCCCAAAAUGGAUUUGAUGAGCUCCGUCGCUACGUGAAGCAAGGCAGCGACUUCAGCAAAGAACUGUCUUCUAUAUUACAAGAGAGGAUUGAGGCAGAAAUAUACUACUCAAAAUGCUUGGCGAAGCUGGGCACGAAACUGACAAAAGCUUGCAAGGAGAGCGUCGGCUCGUGCGCCGAGGCGUGGAAGCAUGUCGCUAUGGAAAUGGAGAAACGAUCAGAAAUUCACAGAAAUUACUCAAGUGCUCUGUCCGAAGAACUAGUGAAACCAAUGAAACAUGUAAUCGACAAUCAAUUGAAGCUUAGAAAGAAGAUCGAAGGCAACGUUGACAAGACCACGCGAUCUCUCAGUGAUUGGAGAACAGCGGAGGCUAAGUCUAAGAAGCAUUCUCACACAGCGGCGCGGGAGAAUGAAAAGUUACAGGACGCCACUUUGGAGAUUAGCCGUCUGUCGCGUAGUUCGAGUGUGGGCCACAUACCGCACGCGCACUCCAUCCUGAGCGCUGCGCGGGCAGAGCGGCUGCCGAACGCGACGAGCGAAAAGGAUGCAGCUAAGCUUCAAGUCAAGAAGAGGAAGACGGAAGACGCCGUCAAGAAGACCGAGGUGGAAUAUUACAAUGUGUGCGUUCACGCAGAACGAGCUAGGUUGGAAUGGGAAACAAGUGUAGUGAAAGGAGCUGGCAUGAUGGAGUCUCUUGAAGAGGAGAGACUCGCUCAGCUCAAGACCGCCGCCGACUGUUACCUCAGGCUGACAUCCGCGAUCCCAGCUCAGCUAGCAGAGGCCACAAACAUUCUGGUGACUCCUAUAAAGAAUGCGAACGCCAACUCUGACAUGAGGGUAGUCCGCGGCGUGCGGACGGCUCCCACCGGCGCCAGCGAGCAACUGCUGCCCGACUUCUACUGCGAGCACACCACGCUCGCUAUGAACAAGGAGAGACGCAAACAGGCGCUGCUAAAAAUACUUCAACUAGUAAAACAAGACAUCGACAGGGAGCGCAAGUCUAAGCAAGGACUUGAGAAGCUCUCGAUGGCCAUAAAACAGACUCCAACAUUCGGCAACGACGAUUCACAGCAAAAUGUUGCCGACAAACUGUAUCAUAUGAGAAGCAUGCUGACUUACUUAGAGGCGGUGAGGUACAAGAUAACGGCCAGCCUGAACGAGCUAGACAGCAGACCGCCAGUGCAGCAUCCUCUGGCCGCGCAUAUACAGAUCAUACGGGACAAGCAAGGACUUCAACAGAGUAUACUUAAAGUCCCCCCAUGGCUCCAAGCAGACUACCAAAACGAGGUGAACAAAAACCUGCAACCAAACUACAGUGCCUUAACAAAGAGCGUCAGUGGCGGCGAGGAGAGGGAGCGGAGAGACUCCAUCAUGAGCAGAGCCUCGAGCAAACUGAGGAUAGAGCAUCUAUCGUUUAGAAGAAAUACGGAACACAAGAGUGCCCCAGCUACUCCUGUUGUGGACCUUCCAACGCCGACACUGCAGACUCAGCCGUUGGAAGCGCCGCAUCCACCGGAGAGCCCGCUAGACUGGAGCGAGCGCGGCGCUGGAGACGGGCUGUCCAACCAACAGGAUAGUGAUUUUGAUGAGUUUUCGUCGCAAAGUGAUAGUUCAACGGAUUUGACUGAUAUUAUAAAGAGCGAAAAUGGAGACAUUGCUGCGCAGACACCGUCCCUUGGAAAGUGUCGGGCUCUUUAUACCUACGAGGCUAGAUUGAAUGAUGAGCUCAAUUUAUCACCAGGCGACAUUAUAGACAUUCAUGAGAAGCAGGACGAUGGCUGGUGGAGCGGCGACCUCAACGGCAUCUACGGAAUCUUCCCUUCCUCGUACGUCGAAGAGAUCACAACCUGCAUAUAAUUCCGAUGGCUCGUUUCAAUGAAUGCGAACUGAGAAUAAAGUUUCAAGACAAAAUAUACGUGUUAGUAAAGCGGAGAAGCUUGUAUGAUUUUGUGCAUGUGUGAAUGAAUUGCAGACGAUACACGAACGAUCACUUCUGAUAAUUUUGGUUGCCGCGGUCAGCUUAAAUGCGAACUCCCGACCUAAGAUUGAUUGGUUGUCGCGGUCAUCUGACCUACGGCAACUAGUUCGCAAGCAUGGUAAUAUGAGUAAAUCAAACACUUUUCCACUGUCUGUGUAACGCCUUAAGAAUGCAUACUCGAUGAAAUUGUAAUAAUAAGUCAUGCAGUUUAUUCUGAAAUGAGAAUCGGUGUUGGUGCGUUGAUUUGUGUACAUGCAAGAAAUAUUCAAUGAAUUAAAAUGAAGUUUCGACAUGUUUUGAAGAGUAAUUGACAACUCAAAACCAAUUAAUCAAGUUUGAAUGAAAAUGUGUUAAUUGUUUUCUAUCAAAAGAAGAAUACGAUUUGUAAAUAGAAGAUAGCUAAAAUUGAAUACUAUUGUUAAAUGUUAUUGCGCAAACUUAACGCUGUAAUUGAAUUAUAAAAAGGUUGUUAUUUUUGUAUGUGAUUGUAUAAAGUAAAUUAUUGUAAAUCAGUUGCACUGUCCACGCUAAAAUUCUGAAAGGCCUUUAUGUUUUGUUGAAUUUAACUUUUAUAUUGAAUUUAUGCAUCAAAGGAAUGUUGAGUAGGUACGUUGUUUUAAAAAUAAACAAAACGAAAUUUCUAUGAUAAAUGUGAUUGAAACGUACGUACUACGUGAAAAUAGGGUUCUUUAUUGAAUAACAGUAUAGUGCACUGUAUUUAUGAAGUUAACACCGAAUAUUUAAAUUAGUAUUAUUUAGUACACAUUAUUGGAUUAUGUAGAACAAUAGUACCUAUUAUUAAUAUAAUAAACUUGAUUAAUGAAUGUAUUAUAUGGUAACUUAUGUAGGCAAGGUUAAGAGAUUUAAUAUACCUAACAUAAAAACUGAUGCUGUAAAUUAUACGAUAUAUAAAAUUAAACCAAAGUGUUGUUAUAUAAAUAAAUUGUUUAAGAAUAUAAAGCAAA